CUUGUCCUUACCAUGAACACUGAGUCGCUGAUCCAACUAUGGAGUCAGCUGCAGAUCUCCAGGACACAGCAUCAUUAACUCUGAAGUUUGAGUUUAACCCGAAGCUGGGCAUUGAUAAUCCUGUCCUGUCCCUGGCUGAAGACCAUGACUGCUCCGAUCUCGGGAGCCUGGAGCGGCCUCGCUUCUGCCUGCUGAGCAAAGAGGAGGGCAGGAGUUUUGGCUUCCACUUGCAGCGGGAGCUGGGCUGGGCGAGGCAUGUUGUGUGUAGGGUGGAGCCAGGCAGCUCUGCCCAGCGCCAGGGUCUUCGGGAAGGAGAUCAGAUCCUGGGUGUGAACAACCAUGUCGUGGAACAUGAAGACUCUGAGGUGGUGAUACGCCACAUCCAAGCCAGUGGUCCUCGGGUGUUGCUGACAGUUUUAGCACAGCAUGCGUUUGAUGUGGCUCGAGCUCUGCAGGGGAAUGAUGCCCUCCUCUGUCCUACUCUGGGUCCAGAAGUCCGUCCCCGGCUGUGCCACAUAGUGAAAGAUGAGGGUGGCUUUGGCUUUACUGUCACCCACGAACAUCGGGGUUCUUUCUGGUUGGUGCUGAGUACUGGAGGAGCAGCUGAGAGGGCAGGGGUGCCCCCUGGGGCCCGACUGUUAGAAGUGAAUGGUGUCAGUGUGGACAAGUUCAGUCAUAACCAACUCAGCAGGAAGCUUUGGCAGAGUGGAGAGCAGGUGACCCUGCUGGUGGCAGGGCCAGAGGUGGAGGAAAAGUGUCGCCAGCUGGGAAUGCCUCUGGCUGCACCCCUGGCAGAGGGCUGGGCGUUGCCCACCAAGCCCCGCCGUUUGCACCUAGAGAAAGGGCCCCAGGGCUUCGGGUUCCUGCUCCGGGAGGAGAAGGGCCCUGAUGGUCGCCUCGGGCAGUUCCUGUGGGAAGUGGACCCAGGACUGCCUGCUGAAAGGGCUGGGAUGCAGGAUGGGGACCGACUGGUGGCUGUGGCUGGGGAGAGUGUGGAGGGGCUGAGCCAUGAGGAGACAGUUUCCAGGAUCCGGGCGCAGGGCUCCUGUAUCUCCCUCACUGUCGUCGACCCCAAGGCUGACCGCUUCUUCAGUAUGGUUCGCUUGUCCCCGCUCCUCUUCCUGGAGAGCACAGAGGUUCCUGGCUCUCCCCAGGACACCUGCUCAGCCUCUCUGGUUGAGACCAAGGACCCACCAGUUGAAGACAUAGCCAUGCCUCCUGUCCCAGGUGGCUCCCGCCAGUGCUUCCUGUACCCUGGGCCUGGCGGUGGCUAUGGCUUCCGACUCAGCUGUAUGGCCAGUGGGCCUUGUCUCAUCAUCUCCCAGGUGACCCUAGGAGGCUCAGCUGCCCAGGCAGGGCUGCAAAGGGGAGACGUGAUUCUGGAGGUGAAUGGGUAUUCUAUGGGUGGAGAGAAUGACCUGGAAAGGCUUAAGCAGCUGGCUGAGGCUGAGCCACCCCUGUGCCUGAAGCUGGCGACGAGGUCUCCACAGGGCUUGGAAGCCUGGAUUCCCCCAGGAUCUGGAAAGGACUGUGCUCUAGCCUCAGAUCUGCUGUAGCACUCCCCUCCUUGGCACAGACCUACCCAUUGGCUUUCCUGUCUUCACUCUCCGGCCUGAGGUGGUAGGAGCUGAGCUGCUCUCUUAAAGCCAGAAAUUGGCCCUCUAGGACUCUGGACAAUCACAGGAUUGCCCAGGGCCUCCCUUCCUUCACAUGGGCCCUCCUCCCAGAAGAGGAUGUGGUCAGAGGCCUCAGGUGGGCCUACUAGGAAGCCCCUCCUCUGACUCCAGAAGAAGCCAUGUGGGAGCUUUUGGAGCUGUGCCCCAAGGAUGUUGUUCUGCCUGAGAUGAGUGGUGUGAUUUUGUGAUUUAUAAUAAGACAUGUAUAUUUGGCCUUCUGGCACAGAGCUCCUAAACCCUUGGAAUUUACUAAGUAAUGAGAGCAAUAAAGGGGGCUUUUGUUAUUCAUAAAAAGCUCCUUUCAACCAUACUUAAUUUUGUUAAUGACUUUUGGAAACACCUACCAUGCCUGGGCUGAUUGCCAGGGGAACCAACCACGUGAUUAGAGGGUUGGAACUUGCAGCCCUACCUCCACCCCUACCCCACCCCUGGCUUCCUGUGUGGAGAGAGGGACUGGAGGUUGAAUUAAUCACCAAUCAAUCGUGCUUAUGUAAUGAAGCCUCCAUAAAAACCUGAAAGGACUAGGUUUGGAGAACUUCCCAGUUAUUGAACCGGGUGCUGGGAGGGUAGUGCACCUGAAGAGGGCAGGAGCUUCCUGCCCAAACCCUGCCCUAGGCACCUCUUUCAUCUGGCUGUUCCUGAGUUGAUUCCUUUAUAAUAAACCUGUAAUUGAGGAAGUAAACUGUUUC
Hipposideros armiger (great roundleaf bat) is the source of this 2365-nucleotide messenger RNA. It is a transcript of the gene NHERF4, whose product is annotated as NHERF family PDZ scaffold protein 4. Bases 39 to 1556 code for a protein of 505 amino acids. The record is from RefSeq and is a predicted model, not a curated record. Gene Ontology annotation, molecular function: protein-membrane adaptor activity; signaling receptor binding. The transcript is spliced from 11 exons. Gene Ontology annotation, biological process: protein localization to plasma membrane. NCBI's taxonomy places the organism in Eukaryota, Metazoa, Chordata, Mammalia, Chiroptera, Hipposideridae. Gene Ontology annotation, cellular component: apical plasma membrane.